AACAAUAAUAAGUAAGCCAAAGGUUAAUGGCUAGGGAAAAUGGCUGUAAUACUCAGGCUAGCUACAGGAAGAGGAUGACAGCAGCCUGCUGAUGAGCAUAAUGGCUGCAUCUGUCACUCAGGAUGUUAAAUCUUUUACACAAUGGAUUGCUCUAGAUUUGCUUAAAGUUUGGUGGAUUAUUCAUCAUGUUGGCAGAAAAAUAGCAUGGAAUACAUGAGUUAAUGGUUUGCAGAUUCAGGGGAUCUGUUGUAGUUGAUUGCUUGGACUUUUAAGAUAGCACAGGGGGGACGGGGAAGUACUACUGCGGGAUGAAGCUGCUGUCCUGUAGCUGCUGUGACGGUCACUGUGGCCCCAACAACGGGUGUAACUGCGGGCCAUGUGCUGCCCUGGACAGGGAGGAGGAGGCAGGAAAGGCUGAAUCAACACAGACACCCCCGCCCUCGGCCCCCAUGAUUGACAGCUGGACAUGGGGACAGGAACCGGACGUGGAGAAGCUGGAUGUGUGCCUACGGUCGUUGCUGCACGAGAGCCAGCAACUGUGCACAGAAGCCUCGUGUACGUCCCUGUCCACCACCCGCCUCCAGCAGCGACUGGCCGUUCUUGAGAGGUACUUCAGUGCAAUCUCUCGACAAGCUCCACCUGAGAAGAGCGGGCCUUCGAAAAAGAGCCAAACGAAUCAGACAAACCUCAACAAGCAAAAAAGCAACAUCAAACCAGCAGAGAAGGCUACAAUGGGGCUUGCACGUGUUGGGUCAAGAGCGGCCCUUAGUUUUGCAUUUGCGUUUCUGCGCCGGGCAUGGAGGUCAGGAGAGGACUCGGACCUUUGCUCUGAGCUGCUUGCAGAGAGCCUUGAGGCUCUGCAGUCUCUGCCUGAGGCCAGUCUGUUUGAGGAUGGUACAGUCUCUACAGUGUGGCUCGAUGUCGUGGAGAGGGCCACCAAAUUCCUUCAUUCUGUUGUGUCCGGGGAUAUCAACUCUGGCAGCAAGGAGCCGGUGCCUGUGCAGGACCAGCAGACAGCACUGGCCCUCACCCUUGAGCUGGCCAUACAGCGUGGCACCUUGAACCAUGUGCUCUCCUCUGUCCUACUCCUCCUAGGCCUCUGGAACAACAGUCGCCAUGACUUUGACAACAGGGUGCGAUGUAACCUCUACAGUGCCCCUCUUAUUCCACUUCUGAAGAGGUUCCAGGGAAUCACAAGCUCUAAACCAAGGGUGGUUGAAAACUCCAAAUGGGAUGAAGGUUCAUAUUAUGUUAGCCCGACAGAAUGUUUCCUGCGGUACUUGACCUACCCAGAGGACCAGAGCCUGGCGAUUGACCUGCGCAUGUCUGCCCUCGUCAUAAUGUCUCACCUGGACCGCCUCGCCAAGCCCUACCUGCCACUCUCACACAAUCAGAAGAGUCACCGUUUGAGCCAAAACCAGGAGGUGGUGGGGUGGGGCUCAUUCGCCUGGAAGGGGGGCAGCUCUGGCCCCAUCAUUCUUGACUUCCUCAACGAUGUCUGUGGGGUGCAGCAGGUCGUCUGUGCCGAGAAAGUGAUCAUUGUCCUAGCAGGGAAUGGCAAUGUCUACCUGAUUUCGUACUCUUCUGAAGCUGCUUCCAUGUGGAUGAUGGGUGGGUUUGGUGAGCGAGAGGUGGUGAAGCUGGCAGCCCACCCAGACGGGAAACACUUCCUUGCCCUCACCCGGGAUGGUGAGGUGUUCUCGUGGGGUAAUGGUGACGGAGGAAGACUCGGACAUGGAGAUAACAUAUCUCGUGAGGAACCAACGCUGGUGAAGGCUCUGUCAGGCAAGCAGGUUGUGCACAUUUCAUGUGGAAGCACCUACAGUGGAGCGAUCACUGCGGGGGGGGAGCUGUUCACCUGGGGGCGGGGCAACUAUGGGCGCCUCGGGCUUGGGGGCAGUGAGGAUCAGACGGUCCCUAACCUUGUCACUGCCCUCAAAGGCCACAGAGUCAUUGAUGUGGCAUGUGGAAGUGGAGAUGCACAAUCACUGGCUGUUACUGACACUGGUGCAGUCUAUUCAUGGGGUGAUGGUGAUUAUGGGAAACUUGGGCGAGGUGGCAGUGAUGGUUGCAAGACGCCCAAGGUGAUUGAGAGGCUGAUGGGACAGGAUGUGAUUAAGGUCUACUGUGGGGCCCAGUUCAGUAUGGCGCUCACCAAGUCGGGAUCAGUAUUCUCAUGGGGAAAAGGGGACAACUUUCGAUUAGGCCAUGGGACAGAGGAGCAUGUAAGGUUACCAAAGCAGAUAGAGUAUUUCGGAGGCCAAAAGAUUGUGGACAUUUCGGUUGGGUCGAUGCACUGUCUGGCGGUGUCAGAGGAGGGUGAGGUCUACGGGUGGGGCCGGAGCGAGCAUGGUCAGCUGGGGGAUGUGGCUGUUCAGUGUCGCACAGAGCCUACACUCCUUCCUGGCCUUGAUGGCAAGAAAAUAAUAGGGGCAGCAUGUGGAAACUCACAGAGUUUUGUAUGGUCAUAUGGAGGCCAGCCCACUGUGAGUAUGCGUGUGCCAUUUGUGGUGGACAUGAACCGCGUGACAUUUGAGCAGCUGGAUGAGCUGCUAGGGGAGGUUUGUGUGGGCCUGGAUGGCUCCUCAGACUGGCCCCCACCUCAAGAGAAGGAAUGCAUGGCUGUUGCCGGCCUAAACCUGCUCAACCUACAGCUUCAUGUGGCAAUCUCUCACAAUGAGAGCCUAGAGCAGUUGGGACUGGGAGCCGGGAGUUCGCUCGUAUCCAGCCUGAAGAGACGCGUGGUCAGCCUGGCCAGUAACAGUGGAGUCAUUUCCACUGUCCAGAUGGCCGCACAGAACACACUGCAGAAUGGCUGGUCCAUCCUCCUCCCCACAGCUGAGGAGAGGGCUCGCACUCUAUCUACACUCCUCUCUUCUGGCGGUCACGAUGUGUCUGGAAUGAGUGCCGGUCAACGUUUUAUGACAGACCUGCUGGUGAGCAGCCUGAUGGCCGAUGGCGGGCUUGAGUUUGCUAUGGAGGCAGCUAUCAAGAAAGAAACAGAGGCAUUCGAGGAUAAAAAGGACCAAUCUGAGCAGAAAGAAGACAGUAAAUGUGGCCAGGGAGAUGAGGGAGGGGAGGGAAAGAUAGGGCCAGACCCAGAGGAGGAAGGAGGGGCAACCAUACCCCUGCUACAACUCAUACAGCAGCUACUCAGGAACUCCUCAGCCCACUCUCAAUCCCUCCUCCAUGAGUUGUCUCGUGAUGGUGUAAUAAAGAUGGAGGAUACGGUGAUGCGUGACGCGUCCCCCAGUCUUGACCUCCUGCUACAGUUCCAGAGACUCCUUGUGGCCCGCAUGUUUCCCAAACACAACACCAUCCUUACAGCUCCGGCAGACCUGGACUCAGAGCUGCAGGGAGCUGGUUCCCUGCUGAGGAAGUAUUCGAGCCUGCUGUGCGGUCAUGUGAUGGACAUCCUUCCGUUAGGUGCAAGUCUUGCCUCCAACAGCAGCAAACACUUCUCCCUUGUCUCCAAGAUCAUCACCAGCGAUGUCACCGGUGUGUUGUUACCGGAGAUGCUGACCUGUAUGGUGCUGCUGCAGUUGCGUGCUCCGGCAGUGGUGCAGAUGUCAGGCUCCGUUCCAGUCCUUGAGCAGAUCCUUGACAUCCUCGAUAAGUACAAUAGGCUUGCGCCCGGCCUCACACGUGAGGACAGGGAAGACCUCGCAUGGCCCGGCGUCUGGGCAGGCCAGAGUAGUGAGCGUGUGAGCCAGAAGCCGCUGGAGGAUGUCCAGAUUAUCCGGCGGGCUGACCUUGAGAACCACAACAAGGAUGGGGGAAUGUGGAUUAUCCUCCACGGCAAGGUGUACGAUGUACAAGACUUCAAAAUAAAGGCUCCAUGUGGCAGGGAUGUGUUGAUAGAGACUGCAGGCCGAGAUGCAACUGUGGAGUUUGAGAAUGCCCACCAUUCCCUGGCGGCCCGAGAGAUGAUGCAGGCUUUCUAUGUGGGCCAGUAUGUCGAGCCUGAGAAAGAUAUGAUCCAGCUGACAGACACAAGCUCAGCAUCGUCUCCACUAAUGGACAGUGAGCGAACCCUUGGGCUGCUAUUGGGCCUUCAGGCUGCCCAUCUUGCCCGCUCCACCCCCCUCUCACAAGAGGAACUUGAGUGUCGCCAGUGGCUCGAGUCAGACUUCUUUCGUGGGGGCCUGCAGCUUCUCUCCCCAAGGAACCCUUUUGAGGAGGAGAAAGGGGAGAGUCGCUCUUCUAGUGUCACUACAACACCUGGUGGUAUGAGUCAGUCAGUAGCAGAGCUCACAGCGAAGGCUCUUGAGGAGAAGGAGGCUCUGUUUGACAGGCAGGCUUCAAUCUCAGAUGUUUCAAGGCCCUUCCUGGUGGCCCUGGCGGAGGGGCGUUGUCAGGAACCCGGUGUCAAAUCCUUUCUCAUUAUGAUGGAUAGGUACACCAGGCAGCACCACCUUGGUCUACCCAUUGAGUUCACCCAGGACCAUCCAGUAGAGGAGGUCGGAAGGUUGUUGUUGGCAGUGUUAAUCAAGCACCAUGACCUUGCCCAUGUGGUUCUGGGCCUGGUAGAGCAUGGUCAAGGGGAUCACUCCAAACACACCCUACCUCGUUCCAUCAUAGAGCUGUUACGGGUCGCUGGACAGGUCAAGAGGUCACUUGUCAAGGCACAUCAAGAGCAGAAUGGUUCAUACAAGGAGGUAUGUGCUCCAGUGAUUGAGCGCUGCCACUUCCUGUUUAACGAGCUCAGGCCUGCAAUUGGUAACGAGGUGAAUGCCUUGAGUCGGUCACGCCUCCUCCACACACGGUCCAGGUGGAAAACUGCCAUAGAAAAAGUCCUUGAAGACAUCAGAAAGGAAAAAGACGUACACGAAUCUUUAACUGGCCUCCCGAAUUUGCCAGAUGAUAGUGUGCAAUCCGAGGAGCCUGAAGAUGGCCCGUCUCUGGAGGAGCAGGAGGGUUCCUUACAGCAGCUUAACCAAUCAGAAGACUCUACUGUGGCUGAGAGUGGGGCUGCUGAGGUUGAAGGACAGGAUGAGGAGGAGUUUGGUGUUGUGAAGGUGUGGGGUAAAAAUGAGGCUCCCCGCAUGGAUGACGGUCAGGAGUGGCGUGAUACAGGCUCUGCAGAUGCCAGGGAGAGGCUCACUCUUGAAAACAUUGAUUUACCUGCACAUGGGAAGAAGAAACACACCAGGCAUCAAAAAAAGGACUCCUGGGAUCCGUUAGUGUCAAUGGUGUCCAGUUCUCACAAGAUGAGCUGGCUAAAACAGCGGCUCACAGGGGCCUGUGCUGACAUGCCUCUCGUUAACAAGAUUGUUGAGUUUGUGAUCCAUGAGGGCCACAUUGAUAUUGAGAAACUGCGAAGAUCCCUACUCCACCAGGUUCGUCGUGCCGAGACUCGACUGCGGGGCAUCCAGACUAUGCUGGCCCUGGUCCAUCGGGAGCACCUUGUGCCCUCCGUCAAGUACAACCUGCUGUGUGGAUGGCAGGGACUUCUCACCAUGGGACACAAGAGCUGCAAGCCAGUACCGCAAUGUCUGUCUGACAUCACGUUGAUACCACCGUGUGACCGUAUCCUGCUGCAGAUGACAUUCUCAGAGCUGUUUGGCUGGUCGAUCAAGCAGCUCCGUCAGCACAUACAUGAGGUGGAUAUGACCUUCAAGGCACGCGGCGUGAACCCAUGUCAGCAGGGACCUAACACCAAGGAAAACAACAGAGAGAAGCUGAAUAUUGGCAUGCUACCCCAGGGGAGGUUUAUCCUGGCACACCUUGGUCUCCUGGUGUCUGAACACCGCGGCACCAGCCUUAGUCUGCUCCUGAAUAACGGUCUGCUUGCCCUCUCACAGAGUGUUCUUAGGCUUAUUGGUCCUGACCCCGAUCGUCAGCUGUCUGAGCCGGCCCAUUCUCUGUGCGCCAUCCUGGAGGAACAAAAGCAUAAGAAGCAGACGGCACCUGUACCGGUCUCUGGCCCAGAACUUGCUGCCAUGAUGAAGGUGGGAACCAGGGUCGUUCGCGGCGUCGACUGGAAAUGGGGAGAUCAGGAUGGACCUUCUCCGAGCAUGGGUCGUGUGAUUGGUGAACUGGGAAACGAUGGCUGGAUCCGAGUACAGUGGGAUUCCGGCAGCACAAACAGUUACAGGAUGGGCAAGGAGGGCAAAUACGACCUCAAACUAGCAGAACCACCCGAACUGCCAGAUAAUGAUGAGGAUGAUGAUGAAGAUGCCUCUCCUUCCAAAGAUUCCAAAAGGACAGACAGCAAAAAUCCGACAUCCCUGAUCAGGAAAGCCACCCUGAACUUGUUAAGAACCAUCUCCAUAGCAACGGGCAUCCACUCAGAAUCAAUUCAGAAAGAGGCUGUAUCCAUUCUGUGUGGUCUGUUGAGGAAUAUUGUGGACUGUGGUUGUAAUUAUGGACUCAACACAAACUCGAUGUCUGUGCAGAUAGCGUGUGAGCAGCAUUACAGUUGGUGUUCACUGGGUUUCCUGAGAAGCGUGGCGACAGGAGACACAAUCUGUCAGGCGAUGUCGUCCCAGCGCUGGGUUGACCUGCUCCUGAAGAUCCUUGAGGAGGAGAAGGCUCAUCAGCAGGCCAACGUCUCCAAGGAGAUUCUGACGAUUAAGCUACUGUGUCGUGUGCUGCCAUCCUGGGGUCAGGGGGUUGACAGGGGGCGUGUCCAGGCCAUAGUGGACAGGCUUGUCAGCCUGCUAGGCAGUAUUUUGGUUGCUUGUGCUGCUGACCCUACCCUCCAGCCAAACGAUGAGUCUCCCCAUCGUCAGAGACAUCGAGCCCCCGUGUCCCUGACUGCCUCAUAUACCAGCACUGUUGCUGAGGAGCUGGUCCAGUUGCUUCGACGACUGCACACCCUGGAUACAUGGAGCCCAGUCAUCAACCAGCAGCUGGUCCGAUACCUACAAACUGUUCCCCGAUUGCUCCUUGACUCAGGCACAGUGGUCAAGAAUGACCCCAGUCGCGAGGCAGAGGAGGCGUCAGUGUUGGCCAUGUUAGCCAUUAUCGGUGGAGUGGAUGGGCGGCCACGACUAGGUGGGCUUGUGCAAGUGGAGGAUCAGGGCUUGGGUACCAUAUCUCGCAUCACUGCCCGUGGGAAAAUACACAUACAGCUGCCAAACGGCAAUAUCUCUGUCACCAGGCUCAACACUCUCACUCCUGUUGCAGGCCUUGAUUUUGAAGUAAAUCGUCUGCCCCUGACUGAGGAGGUUGCAAAUAUGUGGGGCAGUCUGCUGGCCCUGGCAGUUCACGCUUACCGGCCGGAGCGUGAUGGACGUGACUCUGACAAGGCCCCGCUGGCCACCAGCACGACCACAGUGGAAUCUGCUGAGAUGAGCCAUGUAGACAUGUUUGAGUUGCGGAGGCAGCAGCAGCGUCUCGGUCUCCUGCGAGCCGUGCGAGUCCUCCUGUCCUACCAGAACAUCCUGCGCCAGAUCCUCUCUCGGGGUCUUUUGCCAGAGCUGUCCCCAGCAGAGCAGGAUCCCAGCUCCACGAUGGAUGAAGAGGGUGCAGGUGAACAAACUGAGGGGCCAAACCACAUUCUGCAACAUGUGCUGGUGUCUGCCACACAACCCUCCACUCUCAAGGCACUCUUCACCAGAGAGGAAUUGGAGGGAGCGUGUUUAUCAGUGGUUCAGUACCUGACAGCAGCCAAGGAGGACAUGGAGGAGGAGAUGGAGGACUCAGACUCUGAUGGGGAGGUCUUGCCGGUCCCCACCCUGGCGCCUGCAGUCCCCACCGUCAUGGGUAAAACCCGGGUAAAGAAACCCCGCCCACCGGUCUCACCGCCCUUACCCGAGGUGACCAGGAUUAUGGAGAUGGGCUUCCACAGAAAACAAGUCGAGUAUGCCAUCAAAUCUCUAGGUGGAUCUGUGGCCUCUGCAGCAGAGAUCCCGAGCCCUGAAUCGGUGGUCAACUGGCUGAUAGAGCACCAGGCAACGCUGCCUGUGGAGGAGUCAGACUCGGAUAGCGACUCCUCUGUUGACUAUGACACGGACACAGACUCCGCUUCUGACUGCUUCGAUGACCUUGACUCCUCAGCAGAGAUGCUGAUGUCAGUUGUAAUAGGAAACAGUGGGCCUGGGGCUACUGGCCAAAGCCAGGAGUUCAAACACCGGGCCGACUUCCCUACUGAUGAUGACUAUGCAAUGUAUGUUCGGGACAACAUUCAGGUUGGCAUGACGGUGCGGUGUUGCCGGGUAUAUGAGGAGGUGCAUGAGGGCGAUACCGGCAAGGUCAUGAAGUUGGACCGAGAUGGUCUCCAGGACCUGAACAUUCAGGCAGACUGGCAGCAGAAGGGCGGCACAUACUGGGUCAGAUAUGUCCAUGUGGAGAUACUGGGUUACACCAGUGCUGGCACAACUAUGAAAGUUGGAGAUAAGGUACGGGUGAAGCCCAGUGUGACCACACCCACAUAUAAGUGGGGCUCGGUGACCCACCGCAGUAUCGGCUCAGUAACCAACAUCGUUUCCAAUGGGCGUGACAUUACCGUUGACUUUCCUCAGCAGGCCCACUGGACGGGCGUCAUCGACGAGAUGGAACUUGUACCCAGCACUCACAAUGGCGUCAGUUGUGAUGAGUGCAACAUGUUCCCAAUCAUAGGAGUAAGAUACAACUGCAGGAUUUGUGAGGACUUUGAUUUCUGUGAGUCCUGCUUCAAGACAAAGAAACAUCGCCAUCCUUUCAACAGGAUAACAGAGCCCGGCAGUGAGCCCGUUCCUGCAGGCAAGCCUGGGAAACAGAAGAAGCGCCCAGUGUACCCAGUCAGUGGCUCACUGAUAGAUGACUGGCAUAUGUGUGUGAAGGGCCUGACGGUGUCAUCCCGGGAAAACCAGGCUCACAGACUCAUAGAGGGAAACACUGGCUUUUGGCAGAGCUCAGGAUCGCAAGGAAAGCAUUGGAUCCGACUGGAGAUUCUACCAGAUAUCCUGGUGAACCGGUUGUUGUUGCGUGUGGAGCCAACAGACUCGAGCUACAUGCCAUCCCUAGUGGUGGUCAGUGGUGGAGAGAGCACACACUGCCUGAAGGAGAUCCGCACCAUCACCGUCGCAUCCUCCGACUCCCUCGUAUCUCUCCUCCAGGACUCCACAGAGUACUACCGCUACAUAGAGAUUGCCAUCAAGCAGUGCAGACAGAGCGGCAUUGACUGUAAGAUCCACGGCUUGUCCAUCAUCGGUCGGUACAGGUCAGAUGAUGAUAGUGCCGCAAGUUUCUCUUUCCUUGCAUCAGACCGGGAGGAUGAGGAGGAUGAUGGGCGACAGGUGACAACCCCAGCCAUGAAGAAGAAGGUGAAAGGCUCGGGCAAGGAGAUCCAGACACACGUGUUCACCUGGGGACUUAAUGACAAGGACCAGCUGGGAGGACCCAAGGGUUCCAAGAUCAAACUGCCUGUGCUAAAUGAGACACUGUCUGCUCUAAAGUGUGUGCAGAUUGUUGGAGGAUCAAAGUCCCUGUUCUGUGUGACCCAGGAGGGCAAAAUCUAUGCGUGUGGAGAGGCGACCAAUGGGAGACUGGGACUUGGCAUGAGUGCCGGAACUGUGUCUGUGCCACGACAGCUCACUUCUCUCAGUCAGUACGUCAUCAAGAAGGUUGCUGUACACUCUGGAGGUCGACAUUCACUGGCCCUGACUGUGGAUGGGAAAGUGUUCUCCUGGGGCGAGGGUGAUGACGGGAAGCUGGGACACGCCUCAAGGAUGAAUUGUGAUAAACCGAAGCUGAUAGAAGCCCUGAAGGCAAAGCGUGUGCGGGACAUUUCAUGUGGGAGCUCCCACAGUGCCGCCAUCACUUCUAAUGGUGAACUGUACACCUGGGGACUUGGGGAGUAUGGCAGGCUUGGACAUGGCGAUAAUGUCUCACAAAUCAAACCAAAACAGGUGAAGGAGUUGUCAGGCCAACGGGUGAUUCAGGUGGCAUGUGGAUCAAGAGAUGCUCAGACGCUAGCCCUCACUGAUGAGGGGCUUGUGUACUCCUGGGGGGAUGGGGAUUUCGGAAAACUUGGCCGUGGGGGCAGCGAAGGCUGUAAUGUUCCUAAGGAAGUAGACAGGCUGAGGGGCCAGGGAGUGGUGCAGAUAGAGUGUGGGGCUCAAUUCUCCCUGGCCAGGACAAAGUCAGGACAAGUAUGGACCUGGGGCAAGGGUGACUAUUUUCGACUUGGUCACGGGUCUGAUGCCCAUGUAAGGCGACCCACCCUUGUUGAGGGUCUUGUGGGGAAGAAGAUUGUACAUGUGGCAGUGGGGGCCCUCCACUGCCUUGCUGUCACAGAAAAUGGACAGGUUUAUGCAUGGGGAGACAAUGACCAUGGUCAGCAGGGUAACAGUACGACCACCGUGAACCGCAAACCUGCCCUUGGCCAUGGGCUGGAGGGCUACAAGAUCACCAAGGUGGCCUGUGGCUCCUCCCAUUCCAUCGCCUGGGCAACCACUGACUUAACCAUGCCCACAUCACAUGAACCGGUCCUGUUUUCAACUUCUAGAGACCCACUUGGGGCCACUAACUUAGGCCUGCUGGAGGGUAACAAUGAGGACCAUUGCUCUGGGGUGUCCCUGUCCUCCCCAAGUAAGGCAGCACGCCCCUCACUGGCCAAGGUCAUCUUAUCACAGGAGUCAGACCUCGCCAAGCAGCAGGCACUUGCUAAUGUCCUCCAGGCCCUGCAGAUUAUAUAUGCCAGAGAUGCAGUAGUGAGUUCCCUGCAAAAGGAAAACCAGAUGGUGGCCCCACCCCAGGGGAAUCCCCUGGUCAUGUCCCUGUCCCAGGCUUCUGCUACCCCUCGCAGUACCACCCCCAUCCCCUUCUUGGAAGCCAGCUUGGUCACAUCAACAACCCUCCCACCCCUAGAGGGCGCUGUUGGGGGCAUAGUCGACCACACAGACAUUAACCUUGCCCUCAUGGAAAACUCUCUCGAAACAAUGACGCUGGAGGAUCAUCAUGCAUUCCCUAGCAUGCACUCCCUGGCCUCCAAGUCUAAGGUGGCGAGCAUCCUGGCUGAGACAUUUACAUCCCCUGAUCAAGUGACCAACACCACAGAGACUCAGGAUGUACCCAUCGUCAUAUCAGGUCUUGAUGACUUCACAUCCCGGCUCUCCCCAGAUGAUGCCCGUGUCCUAGUGGACCUCCUCAAGCUGUCGGUGGCAGGCCGAGUCGGGGUUCACGGGCGGGAGACGCUAUCGGAGGUGUUAACAAGCUUGGCCCGCACGAGCCCCGCAGUGGCAGAGAUGCUGCUCGAGUUGUGUGUGACGGAGCUGGAAGAUGUGGCUGCUGACCGUGACUCUGGACGCUCCAUGGCCCAGCCCAUCGUUCAGGAAAGCCCUCACCCAUACACGGAUGAUACAUCACUUGCAGGACAUGUCAAGAUUCCAGGUGCAGAGGCAAUGCGAAUAGAGUUUGACAGGCGUUGCUCAACGGAGAGGCGCCAUGAUCCUCUCACCAUCAUGGAUAGUUCAGGCAGAAACCUUGCCAUAAGAUCUGGUCGUGAGUGGGCUGACUGGUCCCAAGAGCUGCGAGUCCAGGGAGAUGAGAUUCGCUGGAAGUUCACAAGCGAUGGUUCAGUGAACGGCUGGGGUUGGUGCUUUACUGUGUAUCCCAUCAUGCCAGCAGCUGCCCCCAUGGACAUGCUAUCUGACCGCACAGUGCUCUCAAGGCCGUCUAUCGACCUGGUUACGUGCCUGCUGGGCUUCAAGCUGGAGGUGAACAUGGACAGGAUCAUGGUGGCCCGCCUGGCUGCCUCCCUUGCUGCCUGUGCCCAGCUCAGCUCCCUUGGAGCUGCCCAGAGAAUGUGGGCUCUACAGAAGCUGCGUCGUUUGAUUAGUGUGAAUGUUGGCCAGACCCUGAAUGUGACUGACCUUCUAUCCAGCCCUGUUGACAUACAGGACCACGACACUAGCAGGCCUUUUGCUGUGCCCCUGACAGGUUCUGCCCUCGGGUCGCUGGUGAAGGGUCUACCUGAGGCGCUGCAGAGACAGUAUGAGUAUGAGGAUCCCAUUGCCCGCAGCGGGAAACACCUCAUGCACAGCCCAUUCUUCAAGGUGCUAGUGGCCUUAGCAUGUGACCUUGGCCUGGACUCUCUGCCCUGCUGUACUGACUUGGCACACAAGUGGGCAUGGUUCCGGCGGUACUGUAUGGCCGCCCGGGUAGUGACGGCUAUGGUGCGCCGCGGGAGGUUGCCAGCGGCGUUCAUGGAGGAAGUUGGCAAGAAGGUGCAGGACAUUGGGGACGAAGAGGAGGAGACUAACCUCGACCAUGCCAACCAUAACCUGUUUAGAACAGAGCUGGAUGAGCAGCUUCUGCUCUGGAUGAAUAGGAGGCCGGAAGAUUGGACACUGUCGUGGGGCGGAAGUGGGCAGAUCUGGGGCUGGGGCCACAACCACCGGGGUCAGCUGGGUGGGGUUGAAGGGGCGAAGGUCAAGUUGCCUGUUGGCUGUGAGUCCCUCUCCGCCCUCAGACCUCUACAGCUUAUUGGUGGGGAGCAAACGCUGUUUGCUGUCACUGCGGAUGGCAAGGUGUACGCGACGGGUUACGGUGCAGGUGGGAGGCUGGGAGUGGGCGGGACAGAGUCUAUUGCUGCACCCACCCUGCUAGAGUCCAUCCAGCAUGUGUUCAUCAAGAAGGUGGCAGUAAACUCCGGGGGCAAGCACUGCCUUGCUCUUUCCGCAGAGGGGGAGGUUUACUCAUGGGGGGAAGGCGAGGAUGGAAAACUGGGCCAUGGAAACAGGAGCCCCUGUGACCGUCCACGUGUGAUAGAGUCUUUGCGAGGGAAGGAGGUGGUUGCCAUAGCAGCAGGAGGGGCCCACAGUGCCUGCAUAACAUCUUCUGGGGAGCUGUUCACAUGGGGAAAGGGCAGAUAUGGCCGUCUCGGGCACGGGGACAGUGAUGACCAGUCUCGCCCAAAACUGGUAGAGGCCCUGAAAGGUUGCCGUGUGCUGGACGUAGCAUGUGGGAGUGGGGAUGCCCAGACCCUUUGUAUCACCGACAACGACUGUGUCUGGUCAUGGGGCGAUGGUGACUAUGGAAAACUGGGUCGAGGUGGAAGUGAUGGUGUGAAGGUGCCAUGUAAGAUCGACUCCCUGCAGGACUUGGGUGUUAUCAAGGUGGAAUGUGGGUCACAGUUCUCCGUCUCACUCACCAAAUCAGGGGCUGUCUUCACAUGGGGCAAAGGAGACUACCACCGUCUUGGUCAUGGCACAGAUGACCAUGUGCGUCGUCCCCGGCGUGUGUCAGCCCUGCAAGGGAAGAAGGUGGUGGACAUAGCGUGUGGCUCGCUGCACUGCGUGGCUUGCACAGACAUUGGGGAGGUGUACUCCUGGGGGGACAAUGAUGAGGGACAGCUUGGUGACGGCACCACCAACGCCAUACAGAGACCAAGGCUUGUCGCUGCACUGCAAGGAAAGAAGAUAAAUAGAGUUGCAUGUGGCUCAGCCCACAGCCUUGCUUGGUCGACCAAUAAGCCAGUGAGUGCUGGCAAGCUGCCAACGGCUGUUCCAAUGGAGUACAACCACCUACAGACUAUCCCAAUAACAGUUUUGCGGAACCGGCUGGUCCUGCUGCACCACUUCUCAGACCUGUUCUGCCCGUCAAUCUCCAUGUUUGACCUCCAGGAAACAGGCCAGGAACGGGAGAAGUGGGAGGUGUUCGCAGGCCUUGAUAAGCUACGUGGGGUCAUUGUCUCCAGUGCAAAGGAGACGGCCUUUCGGAAGGUUGUUCAGGCAACCAUGGUCCGGGACAAGCAGCAUGGCCCAGUGCUGGAGCUUAACCGUAUCCAGGUAAAGAGGUCACGGGCGAAGGGCGGGGUCGCGGGGCCUGAUGGGAUCAAGUCAGUGUUUGGUCAGAUGUCCCAACAGAUGGGUGUGUUUGGAGCAGACUCCCUCAUGCUGCCUCACAGGGUCUGGAAGGUGAAGUUUGUAGGAGAGAGUGUGGAUGACUGUGGUGGUGGCUACAGUGAGUCUAUAGCUGAGAUGUGUGAUGAGCUACAGAACGGUUCCCUACCUCUCCUCAUUGUCACCCCGAACGGCCGUGAUGAGUCGGGUGCGAACAGAGACUGCUUCCUCCUCAACCCCAUGCUUAACCAAGCCAUUCACCAGAACAUGUUCAAGUUCCUAGGGAUGUUGAUUGGAAUUGCUAUCCGAAGUGGGUCUCCACUGAGCAUCAACCUGGCUGAGCCUGUGUGGAAGCAGCUAGCUGGCAUGCCACUGUCUGUCGGGGACCUCACAGAGAUGGACAAGGACUUUGUUCCAGGUCUGAUGUGUAUCAAGGAGAUGGAGGAAGGUGAACUGCGACGGGCAGACAUGCCGUUCUCCGUGCCCAGCUCCACGGGCCAGGAGGUCCACCUCUCCAACAAACAUGUUCGCAUCACUACCGACAACCGUGCUGAGUACAUCAGACUCGCCAUGAACUCCAGGCUGCACGAGUUUGACGAGCAUGUAAAGUGGGUGCGGGAAGGCAUGAGCAAGGUAGUCCCUGUGCCCCUCCUGUCCCUCUUUACUGGUCUUGAGAUGGAAACCAUGGUGUGUGGCAGCCCAGACAUUCCCUUGAACCUGCUCAAGUCAGUAGCCACAUACAAGGGUGUGGACGCAACAGCACCGCUGGUGCAGUGGUUCUGGGAGGUGAUGGAAGAUUUCUCCAAUGCAGAGAGGUCCCUGUUCCUCCGCUUCGUGUGGGGCCGCACUCGCCUGCCGCGCACUAUCGCAGACUUCCGUGGCAGGGACUUUGUACUGCAGGUGUUGGACAAGUACCAUCCCCCGGACCACUUCUUGCCAGAGAGCUACACCUGCUUCUUCCUGCUCAAGAUGCCACGCUACUCCUGCAAGCUCGUGCUGCAGGAGAAAUUGAAGUAUGCCAUCCACUUCUGCAAGUCCAUUGACACAGAUGAUUAUGCCCGUGUGGCACUGGCUGGUGAGGAGGAAUCGACGCCAGAAGCGAGCGAUGAGUCGGAUGACGUGCAGUCAUUCAACACGGACGGUGAAAUCUCGGACAUGGAGAACAGUAUUUGAGAGGUGGAUAAGUGUUAGUAUGAACUGCACAUUGUACCAUCUCGUACGAGUGUUUGUCAGAUAGUUCCGUAUUGAAUUUCAUGUUUAACAUUGUGGACUAUUGUAUUUGAUUUUGGAACUUAUUAGUGUUCUUAGUAACCUGUUCAAAGAUUGAUCAUGCUGUAAGUUAUGCAUAUACAUGCAAAAAAACAGUGUAACAGAAACUUAAUUGUUAUGGAAACAAAGUGUACAUUCUGUUUAGUUUGCACAUUAACUGUUGUUAGGUAAGAUCUUAAUUUUGGGAACAAAGUCUGCUUUGUUCAUGUCUGUUUUUUGAGAUGAAGAGUUCUUGUAAUCAUUGCUUACAUCUGCAUUGUUUUAUACAUCCAUAAAAUUUGUUUGUUUUGUACAUCCAUUAAGAAUGUUUUUUUGUUUGUUAUGCCAUUCCUAUUUUUUCCAUCAUAAAUGAAAGACAUUGUAAAUGUUUCAUGAAUCUAUGUUGAACAUUCCCAGCAUAAACUCAUUUACAUGUACAUUGUAGCUGCUCUAAACUUAAAAAUAUGGCCAGAAAUUAAAGAACUAUGUAGCUGCAUCAGCUAGUUUUGGGUUGUUGAGCAAUCUUUGAACUACAUGUAGCUACUAGUGGACGCGGGGACGCUUUUAAAGUGUGUUAAUGACUAGGUUAUAAGUAUUUAUUUGUUGUGAUCCAUGUUUUUGCUUUUUGCUUUGAUGACAUUAAAGUUUUCAUUUGA
Mya arenaria is the source of this 15676-nucleotide messenger RNA. Its product is annotated as E3 ubiquitin-protein ligase HERC2-like. Gene Ontology annotation, molecular function: zinc ion binding; ubiquitin-protein transferase activity. NCBI's taxonomy places the organism in Eukaryota, Metazoa, Mollusca, Bivalvia, Myida, Myidae. Gene Ontology annotation, biological process: protein ubiquitination. The record is from RefSeq and is a predicted model, not a curated record. The transcript has 76 exons. The coding region runs from base 309 to 14945 and encodes 4878 amino acids.